Messenger RNA from Lontra canadensis (Northern American river otter), 3173 nucleotides. RefSeq names its product shortage in chiasmata 1 (gene SHOC1). NCBI's taxonomy places the organism in Eukaryota, Metazoa, Chordata, Mammalia, Carnivora, Mustelidae. Gene Ontology annotation, biological process: resolution of meiotic recombination intermediates. Gene Ontology annotation, molecular function: single-stranded DNA binding; ATP hydrolysis activity. Gene Ontology annotation, cellular component: condensed nuclear chromosome. The record is from RefSeq and is a predicted model, not a curated record. Bases 78 to 3173 code for a protein of 1031 amino acids. The transcript has 23 exons.
UGGAGUCAAAUACCUGUAAUGCAAUGAAGUAAAGUUGACAGGUACUGAAAUUUGUACCACUUUCAAAGAAAGAAGACAUGUUUUCAACAUUCAAAUAUUGUGCAAUAGACUAUUUAUAUGAGAAUAUAGUUAGAAAGAAGUUUUGCAGAGAUGCUUUAUUGCUUCGAGUCCCUUCAUGUUUAUAUCAAGAUGGAAAUUAUUAUGCAGGAGUUAUUGAUAAUAAGUUUAGGAGGCCAUGGAUGAGAGUUUCAGCUGUUUCGGUGUGGGGAAUGACAGAUGAUAUUUCAGUCUUGGAUCAAUGGAAAGCAAGUCUCUUUGUGGAAGAUUUCCUAGAGAAAAAAACAAUUACAGGAAUGGUGACUCAGAUUGACUAUGAGUUUGAGGAAGUUGUUCCAAGUUCAAACCCAAACUCCCAAACUGAAGUAGAGGAAGCCAGUUUAUAUACCCAUAAGGACUACACUGAAGUCUUUACACUUGUCAGCGGUUUAGAAAAAUGUCCAGGACUUCAAACACAGAAUGAAGAUUUGUUUAUUGAUGAAGAAAUAAUUUUUUUAAAUAACUUGACGACCUAUAAAAGUCAGCUACCAACUUUGCAUACUUUGUUGAGUAGGCUAAAACUAUUUUUGGUAAAGGACCCCAUUUUAGAUUUCAAAGGACAGAUCUUCACAGAAGCUAAUUUCUUCAGGGAAUGUUCCUCUUUUCAAGAAGAUUUGAAAGGUCUAGUGAAAGAAGAUUUUUACAUGGAUAAAGAGAACUUUUGUCAGGAAAAGCUAGAAGAUACACCAUCAAGUUUGCCUGAGUGUGAAUUCUUAAUACCUACAAGCCUCAAACAAGAAGUUGAUAUUCUAUCACUCUCCGAACUGAAGGAAUCCUUAAACUUAGUGCCAGAAAUAAUAAAUUAUGCAGAUGAAAAUGAAAAGCUUUUCAAAAUAGAUCUUACUACUAAGCAUGGAAUUGACAUUGAGGAUAUAAAAUGCAGCUCCACAGAGAUUUUGGCCAUUCAAAACCAUUUGAAUGGUUUUGAACCAGAGUAUAGUGAACCAGUAGAGUUAGAAAUGCCACUAACUCAUCUACAUCUAACAAACCAACAUUCUUCCAUGACUUCAUUAUGUACAGGACUUCAGACAUUUCCAUUUUCUCCUAUUUGUAAAAUUAGUUUGCUUACUGCUGAAGAAUCAGCUAACAAAAACCAUAUGAUGUGGCAGUUAGAAAGCUGCAGAAGCUCACUGAAACCGUUUCUGCUUACAGUGCCAAGAACUGAAGAGCCAAACAGUCAAUAUUCAGUUAUGGAUUUGAAAAAGAUAUUUUCUAUUGAGGAAGAAAGCCUUGUAGUUAAUCUUGUGAGCACAGAGUGGUGGGAAAAGGGACAACUGAAUCUGAAAGAGGCAGAAAUUUUGGAACAUCCAAACAUGUAUUUGUGUCAUGAUAACUUAUCAUCUGAUGUUACUAAAACGGAGAUAUUUUUGCCAACGAAAGUGCCUCAGUUAGAAUCAUGGCUAGAGCAAAAAAGUUGUUCUUCACCUAUUGUACUUAUUAAUGAGACAUCUACAAAUGAUCAUUUAUUACUUCCACAAAAGAUUUCAUCUCUGGCAGAAGUAUCAGACCUGUGUUUUUCUGAUGACAAUUUAUCUGUUAAACAACCAACAAAAGAAGAAAAACCAAAGAAUGAUCUAGAACUAGUUGAUAGAAUAAGCCAAAAUAAAGAACAUGAAGAUUACUUAGAACUUGACUGCACAGUACCAUCUAUUGAACCAUCUUCCUCUCCAAAAAUUGAUAAAGCAUCUUUUAAACAUGGUAAAAAAUGGGAGAAUGAUUUGGACCUUUUGAGUGACUUUAUUACACUGCGAAAUAAAUAUAAGACUUGUAUGUCAAAGACUGAAGUCACAGGCAGUAAAGAAAAUGAUGGAAUUCAAGAUAAAGAACAUUCUUUGACUCUUCAGGAAGAAAGUCCUCCUGUUUGUACUAAUAAAGCUCUAGAGAAAAUAAAUCAGGAAAGGAUAGUGGAUAAUGUCAUUGAAAUUCAAGCAUCAGAUAGCCAGUGCCAAGCAUUCUGUCUCUUAGAAGCAGCAGCUACUCCUAUUUUAAAAAAACUUGUAGGCCUCUGUACUCUCCCUGCUGCUAAUUGGACAUUUGCCACUGUCAUUUUUGACCAAACAAGAUUCCUCCUAAAGGAACAAGAAAAAGUAAUAAGUGAUGCUAUUCAGCAAGGUACAAACGAUGAAAAAGAAUUGACGUUCAAGCAUGCUGCUCUCUUACAUCUUCUGGUAACAAUUAGAGAUGUCCUUUUAACAUGUAGCUUGGACACAGCAUUGGGAUAUUUGUCAAAUGCAAAAGAUAUCUACAAAAGCAUUUUAGGCUCCUAUUUAGAUGACAUUUGCAGACAGCUGGAGAUUGUACAGUUUAUUAGGGAAAAAAAGCCUGAAACCAACCACAAGAUACAAGAACUACAAUGUCAGAUACUAAAUUGGAUGCAAAGUGGACAACAGAUUAAGGUGCUGAUUAUAAUAAGAAUGGACUCAGAUGGUGAAAAACAUUUACUCAUAAAAAUCCUUAACAAAAUGGAAGGUUUAACAUUGACUGUCUUACAUCCAAACAACAAAAGGAAAGAUUUUCUGGAAUCUGAAGGUGUUUUAAAUGGUAAAAGUUCCUGUGUAGUUGUGCAUAAUCAAUAUAUUGGAUCAGAUUUCCCCUGGAGUAACUUCUCAUUUGUGGUGGAAUAUAAUUUUGUAGAAAACUCCUGUUGGACUAAACACUGCAAGAAAUUGAAUAUUCCUCACAAGGUCUUCAAAGUGAUUCUUCCAGACACAGUUUUACAGAGAAGCACCUUGCUGGAUAGUUUUGGUGGAUUUCUUUUGGAAAUUCAGAUUCCAUAUGUGUUUUUUGCAUCUGAAGGACUUCUCAAUACUCAAGAAAUACUUCAGUUGCUAGAAUCCAAGUAUAAUAUCACACUAGUGGAGAGAUGCUGCAGUGACUCAUUGAAACUCUUUGGAGGUACGGAGUGUUAUGUAGUGGUGACAGUUGAUGAACACACUGCCAUAAUUUUGCAGGACCUAGAAGAAUUGAACUGUGAGAAGGCAUCAGACAAUAUCAUUAUGAGACUGAUGGCAUUAUCAUUCCAGUACAGCUAUUGUUGGAUAAUCUUGUAUACCAAAAAAACAUUAAACUCAGAGUAA